Molecule: messenger RNA, 843 nt
Organism: Coprinopsis cinerea okayama7#130
Lineage: Eukaryota; Fungi; Basidiomycota; Agaricomycetes; Agaricales; Psathyrellaceae
Exons: 2
Coding region: 1-843 (280 amino acids)
Source: RefSeq, a predicted model, not a curated record
AUGUCCUCGACGACGAUGAACCCAGAAAGCCGUCUAGAAGAACUUCAAAUGAUACGGUACUCCCUGCUACCUGAAGAAACCCUCGAAUUCGUCCACGAUCCAGAAUUCUGGGACGAAGUCUUGAACGAUGCCGACGUGGAGACCGUCUCGCAAAGGGAUGCUGAACGGUUCGCUUCAGCAAUCUUCACGCUCAAGAUCGCUGGCGUCGAUAAUGUAUGGCUGCAGGUUACGUUGCCUGUUGGAUCCAGUGGGGCACCGAUCGUGUCUGUAAAAUCAGAUACGCUGCCUCGGACAGAGCUCGAGAGCUGGCAACGUCUGGUGAACGAGAAGGUCGAAGAGGCUCGAGAAACAGAGUUCGGACUCUACAACAUACUUUCCUCGCAACUCCUGCCUCUCCUUCACGAAUUCGAACCAGACGAACCCAAACCCUCUGAAAAAGAUGCACCCCGCCGCCACCAGCCAGUAGCACAACCCAAGAUCUACCACGUCCUGUUCACCUCCCACCACCUCAUCUCGCCAAAAAAGCGCCGUUCUCUCCAACAAUGGACAUCCUCCCUGCGCCUAUCCGGAUUCGCAAAAGUCGGCUAUCCAGGCUUGAUCUACGCCCAAGGAGACCAAGAAAACCUAGAGGAGUUCGUCUCCAACGUCAAAGCCAUGCAGUGGCUGGCAUUGAAGGUUCGAUUCGUAGAACCGUUGCCGGAGAGAUAUCUGGUGGAUGGCGAACCCCAAUUGGGUGGAUGGAGAGAGUUUCAAAGGGUCGGCGAGGUAGUGGAAGAGAUGAAGAAGCUGAAGAGAGAAGACUUCAUUUUCGAUAUGGGCAUAGGAAGCUCGAAUACCGAUUGA